ACCGUUGAGUUUUGAAAAUAUCUACUGCGCCGGGGAUUCGUCACGAAUACGCAGCAGUUGAGUGGAUCGAACUGAAAGAAAGGCAACGAAUUAGUGUCCUGUAAGGAAGAUGAAUCAAACGGUGUACUACGUGUUGGUGGCAUUUUGGGAGAAAUCCGGCUGCAAGAUCGUGGCGGAUUGUUAUCCGAUGAAGCAGGAUGAAACGUACAGGACGAUCACGCUCAGCACGAUCGACGGACUGAAGACGGUGGAGAAUGAUAAGAUCAGUCUUAAUCGGGGCAACUACACAGUGCACGUGCUCAUCGGUGAACUACAUUACGCCUGCCUGACGUUGAAACCGGAUUGUCCUUCGUCAGCAGCCGAGCUGGAAUUCUGUUCCCAGGUGUUCCUCGAGAGAUUGCGAAGCAUUUACAGGGAGCUACCGAUUCUGGCUGAUCUCACAAGGGACCUAACCAGUCUAGCGGUCAUCGAUCUCUCGAAACCUCUAAAGAAGAUAGUUCACGAGUACAAUAAGAAGAAUGAAAUAGUACCGAAGCUAGAGGCAGAAUUGGUGGAAAUCCAAAAAAUUUUGAUGGAUGGCCUACAGAAAAUGAUUGACAGGGGCCAGAAGCUCGACGAUCUCGUUCGAAAGACUCAGUCUUUGCAAAUUACGACUCGGAAGGACUUUCACCUGUUGACAAGAACAUCCAGAAGAAGGAAAUGCAUCGUUAUAGCAGCGAUAGUGAUCACGCUGAUAGUUUUUGUCACAUUUCUCCUUGUGUUUCUACUGUGUGAAGACAUUCUCUGAUAUGCCUUGCUCCUUGACCUUGAAAUUGUUCCUAAGAAACAUGGCAUCGAUGUGUGAGAUGUAUUUACGAAUAAACAAUGUAUUCGUCACUUCUGACCUUGUCAAAUAUAUCUUUUCGUGAAUCAACAACCAUUUAGCUUUACAAACGAUUCG
Bombus pascuorum is the source of this 940-nucleotide messenger RNA. RefSeq lists its product as uncharacterized. The coding region runs from base 110 to 787 and encodes 225 amino acids. The transcript has 5 exons. Lineage: Eukaryota; Metazoa; Arthropoda; Insecta; Hymenoptera; Apidae. Gene Ontology annotation, cellular component: membrane. The record is from RefSeq and is a predicted model, not a curated record. Gene Ontology annotation, biological process: vesicle-mediated transport.